Messenger RNA from Acanthisitta chloris (rifleman), 225 nucleotides. It is a transcript of the gene NHP2, whose product is annotated as NHP2 ribonucleoprotein. NCBI's taxonomy places the organism in Eukaryota, Metazoa, Chordata, Aves, Passeriformes, Acanthisittidae. The transcript has 2 exons. The annotation marks the transcript as partial. The record is from RefSeq and is a predicted model, not a curated record.
GUUCUGGCCGGCGACACAAUGCCCAUCGACGUGUACUGCCACAUCCCCAUCAUGUGCGAGGACAGAAACCUUCCCUACGCAUACGUCCCGUCCAAAUCGGACCUUGGAGCUGCAGGAGGAUCAAAGCGCCCGACGUCUGUGAUCCUGAUCAAACCCCACGAGGAGUACCAGGAGAUCUAUGACGAGUGCUUAGAGGAGGUGUCAGCCCUUCCCCUGCCGCUGUGA